CUCAUGUCCGUGUUCAGUUACAAGUCACGCACGGUGCUGGUGGUGACAGAUAGAUAAUGGAGGACAUGGGUGGCAGCAUGCGUCACCACCUGAUGUGCCCCAUCUCGCUGCAGCCCAUGCAGGACCCCGUCACGGCGCCCACCGGCAUCACCUACGACCGCCGCGCCAUCGAGCGCUGGCUCGCCGCCGGCCACGCCACCUGCCCGGUCACCGGCCAGCCGCUCGCCCUCACCGACCUCACCCCCAACCACACGCUCCGGAGGCUCAUCCAGUCCUGGCGCCCGACGAGUUCCACGCCGGUGGGUGUAGGGCACCGGCCGGAUGAUGUCGCCGCCAACGUCGCCAAGAAGCUGCUGGCCAUGGCGUCUUGCCCGCCGGUUGACGUGCUCCGCGAGGCCGCGGAGGUCGCGGCACAGAACGACGUGGCGCGGCGGAACAUGGUGGACGCCGGUGUGCUCCAGCGCAUGCUCCGCCUGGCCGUGUCGCGCGCCAAGGCCAAGAGCUGUCAUGGCGAUAACAAAGAGGUGAGCCUAGACGACAUAGCCACCGUUACGGCGUGCCUGUCUCUCGUCCGCGCGCUUGCCAUCUCCGGGGACGAGCUCCGGCCGCUCGUCGCCGACAACCACGUGCACGAACUCGUUGACGCGGUGACGGACGUGCUGGUAGCACUAGUCCCCGGCCCCAGCGGCGAUCCGGCGAGAGCGAGCGCGGUGCAGCUGCUGGAUGCCGUUACGGAGGCGUGCGGCGCGCAGGUCCUGGAGCGGCUGCGGCUGGAGCUCUUCCGCGCCGUCACGGCGGUGGUGCGCGACCGCCUGUCCCCUAGCGCGACGCGGUCCGCGCUGCGCGCGCUCCUGCACGCGUGCCCCGUGGGCCGGAACCGCGCGCUGAUCGUGGAGGCCGGCGCUGCGCACGAGGCCAUCGAGCUGGAGCUCGACGCGCCGCCGCCGCCCGCGGCGGGUGGCAGGAGGGCGACGGAGCUGGCCAUGGCGCUGCUGGCGGAGCUGUGCGCGUGCGCGGACGGGCGCGCGGCGGUGGCGGCGCACCCGGCGGGCGUCGCCGUGGUGGCGCGGCGGCUGCUGCGCGUGUCCGCGGCCGCCGACGCCUGCGUGGUGCGCGUGCUGGCGGCCGUGGGCGGCCGGGCGGCGUCCCCGGAGGUCCUGCGGGAGAUGGCGCGCGUCGGCGCCGUGGGGAAGCUCUGCUGCGUGCUGCAGGCGGACUGCGACGCCGCCGUCAAGGAGGCGGCCAGGGCCGUGCUGAGGCUGCACUCCGGCGUCUGGAGCGGGUCGCCCUGCGUCAGCGCCUACCUGCUCUCUAGAUACCUCUAGUCGUCGCCAUUAAUGGCAUGCGACCGUGGUGCGAGAAUACAAGACAGCAAGUAUUGCAGCCAAGCACUGCAAUUGUUGCAGUUGCAGAGCAAAAAAACAUGUUGAUUACUAGUAGUUGUAACUAGCUUGUAGGUGAUAUUCAUUGAUUUAGUUGGUUGAUCGAUCAAAAGUUUGCUGCCUGAAAAUGGUAGUCCGUCGAUCCGUCACAAAGGAAAACAGUCUUUAGACAGAGGAGUCAUUUUGUUGUGAUACAAAGAUGUAGUGCCAUCAUAUAUAUCGGAUUGUACAAAGUUGAAUUUGAGAGGAAGAGAGAAUAAUAACAGCCAGCGUAACCUUGAGCUUA
Molecule: messenger RNA, 1668 nt
Organism: Panicum hallii
Lineage: Eukaryota; Viridiplantae; Streptophyta; Magnoliopsida; Poales; Poaceae
Product: E3 ubiquitin-protein ligase PUB23-like
Exons: 1
Coding region: 57-1325 (422 amino acids)
Biological process (GO): protein ubiquitination
Molecular function (GO): ubiquitin protein ligase activity
Source: RefSeq, a predicted model, not a curated record